GUUUCGUAUAUAUUUUUUCAUAUGUAUUAACGCGUGAAGCUAAAUAUAUUGUGCGGGUUCACCUAAUUUUCGGUUGCUCUUGUAAACAACGUUUUGAUACAUACGAUUUUUUACUCGGUAUAAGUUCACUAAUUAUUUUUUUUCGUGCAAAAAAAAAUUUGGGUCGAAUUUGAGAAUUUGUUCUUUUUUGGAUUCGCUAACAAAAUGACUAAUGAGCAGAUUUAUAGUUUUGGUGAUUAGUUUCGUACAAAGUUGUGCCCGAAGAUGAAGUAUAAUGUCCACAGUUCUCUUACGAAGUGCAAUUUUGAGCCAUCGAACGUAUUUCGCUCGACUUUCCAACUUCAAGCUUCUGAUGUAGCUACCUACCUCAUACUUGGAAAUUCGCUGAUCAGCUUAUAUGAAGUCAUUUAGCGCAAUUGAUUUCUUAGAUCAAAAGGAGGCGACUGAAAGAAAUAAGAAAUCAAUCUACAGACAAACAUGAAAAACAACCACUCAGCAAACUUGGCUUUCUUUUUGUUGGUUAUUUUACAGCAAUGGAUUAUAAUAUGCAACUGCCAGAGCCUGAAAGGGAAAUUCGACGAUCAACGCUUCAUAAUUGCAGUUUUGCUUCCAGUUCACCAAAUGGUGUAUAUUUCCUAUGAAGACAAUACCACGUCGAUAAGUAGAGGAAAAUUCAUUCAGGAGCCCAUGCUGCAAUUGGUAGAAGCUGCAUAUUAUGCCAAAGAUUUGAUAGAAAGAGAUCCCAACCUACUGCCAAAUAUCACUUUGGAAAUAGUUGUCAAAGACUACGGCGAUUUUCCGCAAAAUGGGGUAAAAAAAAUCGACUCAACGUUAUUCGAAGAACUGUGCUGGUUUGGUAAUUGGAUUACAAUAAAGGACGGUCUAUCGUGCCCACAAAACGAAACUUCACACCUGAUAGGGGUCAUAUAUUCAGACGACAUGGAAAUAGAACCCAAGUUUCAAACACUUUUGCAAUCGUUUCCUCUGAUUCCUCAUAUCAGUUACUCCGGCCCUCCGAAAGGAAUCCUCGUCAAUGAGAAUCUUCGAUUGGAACGCAGCGGAAAAUUACGUUCAUUUAAUGCGAUCUCAUCGGGGAGCAUUUUCAUCAUCGACAUAAUUUUUGAAAUGUUGUUACACUACAACUGGACAUACGUGGCACUUGUAUAUACUUCAGUUGGUUACCAAGGCAUUCGUUACGCGAAACGUUUCCAAGACAUGGCAGCCGAUAAUGCUAUCUGCAUAGCUCAUAUCAUGGAUAGCGAGAGUCUAUGGAAAAUUUUCGCCUGGAGGCAGAAUUUGUGGGAGGUAAUACCACCUUACAAUACGGUUCAAGUGAUCGUUUGUAUAUGCGAUGAAAAAGAGCUCAUGUAUUUGCAACACGUGUUGAUCGGGAAUGGCAGAAAAAACAAUACGUACAUAGUUAUCGUAGCCAAUGGAAACGGAGCAGGAUUGCCCAGAUAUCUAUACACGACACAAAAUUGGAACAAAGAUGUCGUUCAUAUGAAUUACGUAAUUCCAAAGGCGACUACAGUCAAAGAAUUCAACGAUUACUAUUUUUCAAAAACCGUAGAAAACAACCAAAGAAAUCCGUGGUACAAAGAGUUUUGGGAGCAGCAUUUCGCUUGUAAAUUCGAACCAAUUAAGAACGAGACAAAAUGCAAUGGAACUAUGCAGAGAAGAAAUGAUGCGAAAUUAUGGCUAUUCCAACAGUACUCUGAGGUAGCCAAUGUGAUGAAAUCCGUGUACACUUUGGCUCACAGUCUGCACGAUACUUUGAGCAAUGAUAAUUGGAAAGAAUAUCCUAAUUUUUGGAAUAUGCUAAGAAGUUACGUUAAUGAAGUGAAUUUUACUCUGUUUGGAGAUGAAGUCAGCUUCACCUAUGAUGGAUUACCUCGAACUGAAACGUUUGAAGCAUACUGUUUCCACGAAGACUUCACUCCGUCAAAAGUUGGCGAAUUUUUCAAAACAGGAUACCGUUAUUUCAUAAAUGAGAACAGAGGAGAAAACGCACAAUCGUUUUUGUAUCAUAGAAGGACACUUGGAGUAAGCGGUACAUUGGUGAUGAAUGAAAGUGCUGCUCUUUUUCCAACGAAUAUAAAACAUUCGUGCAGCGAGCCUUGCCCUCCUGGACAUGCAACGAUCAAACAAAAUGACACAUGUUGCUGGAAAUGCGAUCCGUGCGAUUCGUUGGAAAUAUUGAACGAUACUUCAAUGUGCACCAAAUGCGACCACGGCUAUAUGUCGAAUGAAAACAAAACUGCCUGCGUACCGAUUCUAGUCAGAAGAUCUAAAUGGUACGAUAUCGAUAGCUUAAUAUCCACGUGUUUUUCUUUACUUUGCAUCACAUUAACGAUCUUCACUUCUGGAGUAUUCAUCAAGUAUCGAGAUACACCUGCUGUGAAGUCAACUACGAGAGAAUUAUGCCAUCUCAUGUUCGCAGGAAUGGUUUUAGCCAAUAUUACUCCGUUCAUUUCGAUUCUAUCAUUAAAUGAAAUCACUUGCGCUAUGAUCAGAAUCGUACCAGCGAUAAGUUUUACCAUGAUUUACGCAUCUUUACUGGUAAAAACCAACAGAAUAGCUCGUUUAUUGGCAAUGUCCAAGAAGAAAUUUCCCAAUAUGAAUCCGAAAUUUAUGUCAUUGAAAUCUCAGAUCACCAUUACUUUUAUACUAAUUGCCAUAGAGGUACUCAUUUGUUCGAUCCAAUUAUAUUUCAAACAACCAGAAGCAGUGAUCAACUACAGGGAAGAAAAUAACACGUGGUUUGGAUCAGAAACUUGUGAUUUCGACGAAGACAUUCUCAUUGAAACGUUCGUCUUCGUAGCUCUACUGGUUUUGUUUUGCACAAAAUACGCUGUCAAAACGAGAAAUGUGCCUGAGAAUUUCAACGAAGCGAAAUAUAUCGGAUUUGCUAUGUAUGCGACUGUCUUAACUGGGAUGGCUUUCGCAUUGGUAUACUUCAAUAGUGACAAAAAGAUGCUGGCAAUUAACCUGAGCGUUUCGAUAAGCUCGUCAAUAGUUCUGAUUUUUCUGUUCGCGCCAAAAUUAUACAUCAUUCUGUUGAAACCUCAGAGAAACACUAAAGGAAAUUUCGUGAUCACAACUGAUAUUCGAAGUUACCAAGGGAAUGAAAAACGAUCACAUUCUAAACAGCAACAUUCCAUCAAAAUGAAGGAAAAGGGACAGAAAACCAACAAUCCGAAUGUCCUAAAAGAACAACUGAAGCGUUCAAUCAGUACUGCUUCUUCAGAAAUAUCCAAAGUACUAGAAACAGAUGGACAGGAAACCAGGUCAACCUCAGAAAAUGAAUCGCAAAAUGACAAAAAUAUGAACAUUAUCGAGGAAACCUAUGCUCAAAUGAUUGAAAAAUUGAAAUUAUGCCACAUGGAACUGAACAGAUUACAGAAAGAAGUCUCAAAGGAUGAAUAAAAGCAUUUUUUCUUUAAUCGAAUUAUUCUUAUGUUUUGAGAGUACGCAAGAAAUAAAUCUGAGAAGUUGAUUAUAAAA
Planococcus citri (citrus mealybug) is the source of this 3504-nucleotide messenger RNA. RefSeq names its product metabotropic glutamate receptor 5-like. The record is from RefSeq and is a predicted model, not a curated record. Gene Ontology annotation, biological process: regulation of synaptic transmission, glutamatergic; G protein-coupled glutamate receptor signaling pathway. The transcript has 15 exons. NCBI's taxonomy places the organism in Eukaryota, Metazoa, Arthropoda, Insecta, Hemiptera, Pseudococcidae. The coding region runs from base 478 to 3426 and encodes 982 amino acids. Gene Ontology annotation, molecular function: adenylate cyclase inhibiting G protein-coupled glutamate receptor activity; G protein-coupled receptor activity involved in regulation of postsynaptic membrane potential. Gene Ontology annotation, cellular component: postsynaptic density membrane; plasma membrane.